Molecule: messenger RNA, 642 nt
Organism: Colletotrichum lupini
Lineage: Eukaryota; Fungi; Ascomycota; Sordariomycetes; Glomerellales; Glomerellaceae
Exons: 5
Coding region: 1-642 (213 amino acids)
Source: RefSeq, a predicted model, not a curated record
AUGAAAGUGGUACCUUCCAGGUUAACCUCACAUGAGCUCACGGAGGAAGGUAUCCAGGGCCACAGAGAGAGGAAAAAGAAGGAGCUCCUGUGGGUUGUGGUUCUCUCUUUCCCUGUUAGCUCAGGUCUGCCCCCUGGUCCCUGCGCUGCGCCUGCUCCCUGCCGCCCGUUCCUCGCCGUCCUCCCUCGCAGCAAGUCGCAGGCCUGCGCGCAUCUCAUGAGCUUCCAUGUCACGCGAUCGUCUGGCGACGCCAUUGAUGGGCAGUUACCCCGCCCGGCCAAUGCAGGGAGCUUGCUGCUUCUUUCCUCAGUCAGCUCUGGUCCGACAAAACCGACCACUCCCAGGACCCCAAGCACCACUUUUUCGUCUGAUACGUACGAGUACACCCCCAAGCCAGUGUACAUCUCCAAGUAUCCUCCCGCGCCUCACUCUGCACAUCGCCGCACGCCAGGUCAGGCGCCCGACCGGAUCGACAUCCAUCUACCUCCGCUCCUGCCCCCUCCCUCUCUGCCCUUCUUAAUCCCCUCCUCAUCCCACUUCUCCUCCAACCAUCCAUCUCACAACUGCACAUCACCUAGCUCCUGUUCCUGGACCUCGGAGCUUGAAGCUUGGAGAAGCGUUUGGGUUGGAGCUGGAGCUUGA